GCAUGAUAUUGUGUUGUGCGACUUAGCAAGCAUAACGAACGACUCCGCCACUAUAAAAGAAAAAGCAGACAUCUCUUGGUCAGCUGCUGAUGCGAUGGGCCAUUUCGGGAAAAACUGAUCAUCCAUCGCAUCUGUGUCUUUCUAACCGUUGUGGUUCCGACAUACCAGAGUUGGGGGCAAUGAAAGACUCGCUGGUGUCGUGACGCUGAUCGCGCCAGGCCAAGAGAUGCUUGCACAUUGCCGGAGAGGAAGGUGGUGACUUUUGGUGCGAAGCUGCAUGGUCUAUUGUGUAUCGUAUCGUUGAGGCACUGGAACCUUUGGAUUUGCGAUGCUCGUUCAAGCAUGGGCCAAAACUCUCCCUAUAUCAAACACGUCUUUUCCAUAGAACUCACACAACUUGGGUGUCAUAUGCUUUGUCUCAGGUCAUCUCCAUCCAUCACCCCAAGCAAGAAUGAGCUUUGACUCGAUAAACAUCACCAGUGCUUCACUGUCGCCACCGCAGGCUCUGGACUGGUCCAACUUGGGCAAUGGAUUCAAUUUCGUGUCAGGGCCGUUUAGCUGGUUAUGCAUGGCCGCGUUCUUGAGUGGAUUCGUGUUGGCCCACUUUCAACAUCAAAGUUCUUUCAAAGAACUGUAUGAUAAGUACGGAAAUGGAAUUCCUGACGGUCCCAAGCCUCUUCCAAUUCUUGGAUCUUUCCCUUUUCUGACCCAAUACCCGGAGCUUACCCUCGACAAGUGGGCUAAGAAAUAUGGAGGGCUGUAUUCCGUCUGGCUUGGAAAUCAGCUCUUCGUCAUUGUGUCGAGCCCGCAGGUUGCCAAGGAUCUCAUGGUGACGAACGCCGCGGUGUUCUCCUCCCGGAAAGACAUGUUUAUCAAGAGCCAGACCGUCUUCGCAGGGCGUGGGAUCACUGCCACGCCAUACAACGGCAUAUGGCGAAAACACAGGCGCAUAGCUACCAGCUGGCUGAGCCACAAGGCCGUCGAAAAGUACGCAUCUGUUCUCGACCGCGAAGCCACGGACAUGCUCCUUGCUCUCUACGAGGCUGGCGAUGGCGGGAGGAACCACGUCAACCCGCAACCUUAUGCAGCACGAUGCUCCUUGAAUAACAUGUUGACCAUCGUAUUUGGGGCGAGAACAGACUCUGUCAAGCAUCCGAUGGUCGAACUCGUUCUCGGAAUCGGCCGGACUUUCAUCAAUUGCACCGGGCCAAUGUCCAACCUCGUUGACUACAUCCCCAUUCUCCAAUACUUCCCGUCUCCCAUACGGACUCGCGGCCGCAGAUUGCACCGAGAUCUGGUGGAAACUUACGGUGGCUUGAUCAACGACAUUGACAUCAAAAUGCGGCGCGGCGAGGACGUCCCUGAAUGCCUAACCAAGACCAUGCUCCGGAUCCGCGAGACAGAGAAGCUUGAUGAUCUCGACAUAGCCAUGAUGGCGUCGGCCUUCAUGGUCAGGGGCGUUGAGACGACUGCUUCCAUCGUGCAAUGGUUCUCUGCCCUCGUUGCAGCUUACCCAGAAAUUCAGAGAAGGGCGCAGCAAGAGCUCGACCGGGUUGUAGGCCGCGACCGACUACCAACCGUGGAAGACGAGGCAGACCUCCCGUAUGUGCGCGCUAUCGUCAAGGAAGUCGAGAGGUGCCACAACCCUUUUUGGCUAGGGACUCCGCAUGCUGCGUCGGAGGAUUUCACGUACAACGGCAACUUCAUCCCCAAGGGUACGGUGGUGGUGUUGAACACGUGGACGAUGCACCACGACCCAGCUAGGCACAAGAACCCGAUGGAUUUCAACCCCGACCGUUACCUUGGAGACUCGCUCACGUCUGCGCAGUCAUCCAAGCUCACAGACCCAUACCGGCGCGAUCACUGGAUGUUUGGUGCGGGGAGACGCAUCUGCCCGGCCAUGGCAGUCGCAGAGCGUGAGAUCUGGCUGGCCAUCUCCCGCCUCAUCUGGGCCUUCACGCUGGAGGAGGUGCCAGGACACCCGAUAGAUGUCCGGGGAUACGAUGGGCUCAGGGGCAGGUCGCCGGCACCGUUUCACAUCAGGCUCAUACCGCGACAUGACAAGGUCAAGACAGUGAUGGAUGCUGCCGAGUCAAAGAUGGACUGGGCUGCUCCGAGGUAGAAGGGGGACUUGGUGUGGAGAGGGAGUGGCGUUUGCUGACCAUUGCUGACACGGCCACCGAAGUCCCCGAGGAAAAUACCGGGCCUCUGGGGGGGGAUCAGUAUAUUUUGUAAGGGGUGUGGCCAGACUGCAUAAAGUGUGAAGUCAUACGAUGGCAGGCAGUGUCCCUAUGUAUGUCGAGAAUGCAUGGGCCUCCCGG
Diaporthe batatas is the source of this 2321-nucleotide messenger RNA. RefSeq lists its product as uncharacterized. Bases 452 to 2122 code for a protein of 556 amino acids. The record is from RefSeq and is a predicted model, not a curated record. The transcript has 5 exons. NCBI's taxonomy places the organism in Eukaryota, Fungi, Ascomycota, Sordariomycetes, Diaporthales, Diaporthaceae. Gene Ontology annotation, molecular function: monooxygenase activity; heme binding; oxidoreductase activity, acting on paired donors, with incorporation or reduction of molecular oxygen.